AACAACAACCACUUUUAACUAUCAUUCACUAAUAACCAUCAAUUAUCAGACACUAAUUACAAACAGCUUCUAUCAACUAGCCAAUAAAUUUCCACCACUAACCCAAACAACAAACCACCAUAGACUAUCAACCACACUUUCAGCCACUAACCAAACCGUACCCAUAAAACUUUAACUGGAAUUGUUGGGUUCUCCCGUAGUGGAAGAGCCCUCCAAAAAUUGGCGUAUGCCACUUUCUGCAGCGCGCACACGGUAUUCUUUAGUAAAAGGCGAAAGAAUAGUUCGCUCUGUGCUCACUGCGUGGCUGCGUGAUUUGGAAUGUUCGCCCAAGUGACCUUUUAAAGUAGCUUCUUAGGCAUUGGUUAUCCUUCUGGGUGAUGUGGGAUUAUGCCUUCCUUCUUCCUUCACAUAUAUCCUUUUCCUUUAUCUGAUGGUCCCAAUUUCCUAACUCUUUGUCUUGGCAUUGGUGAUAUCUUCUCAUUUGAUGUGGAACAAUGGAAAGAUCCACUCUUCUACAUGCUUUACAUACCAUUCUGCGGCUGCAAUGCAAGUGCUACCACUCUCCUAUUCUGCUGCUUGCAGUUUUCAGAACGCAUAGAUGGGGCUCAACCACCAUGGGAGAGCCCUCCAAAAAUUGGCGUAUGCCACUUUCUGCAGCGAGCACACGCUCGUGCAGCUUGUGGUCCUCAAGGCAAUCUCCUCUCUUUCGAGGGGAUCAGCAUGUCAAUAGAAGGGAAGGAUGUGGUGAUUGCUGCGGAGACUGGUAGUGAUAGUCCUAAGAUUAAUCUAUCUGAGAAAGCGUCAGGUCCUCCACACAGGCAAGGUCUUGUUCUUAGCCCACAUGUAUUGCUCUGUGAACGUGUGGUUCAAAUGGCUAAUGGUCUCUAUGGUGAGAAUGGUGAGCCACUUGUUAGAGUUGCAGUUAAAGAACCUGAUAUUAUUGUAUCUACUCCAGCUGUUCUGCUGAACAACAUAGACUCGAAAAAGCACCAUUGUAUGAAUUUUAUUUGUGACAUGAAGUAUGUGGUAUUUGAUGAAGCAGAUAUGCUUCUCUGUGGAAGCUUUCAGAAUCAAGUUAUUCGUCUAAUGAACAUGCUUCAUUUUGAUGAAAAGUUGUUGUCUCAAAUGAGUAAAUCUGUAUCUGAGAACCCUAUGGAACCAAGUCCUGAAUCUUUGUCACACUUUGACUUGGGGGAUGAUGAAGACAUCACAAAUGAAUUUGUCUCAGUAAAGGAGGAAGAUUUUGAGGACAAUGUUUACGCUGAGGAGUUGAUAGAGGGAGCUAAGGUUGGGUCUGCCAAGGAAAAAGACUGGAGGAGAGUGAGAAAACCUUAUGCAUGCAGUAAGCAAUACAUUUUCGUCGCAGCCACCCUUCCUCUUAAUGGAAAGAAAACUGCAGGGGCAGUGUUGAAAAAGAUGUUCCCAGAUGCCAUCUGGGUUAGUGGAAACUACCUCCAUUGUCACAACCCUAGAUUGGAGGAGAAGUGGAUUGAAGUUACAGUUGAUACGCAGGUGGAUGCACUAAUAGAUGCUGUGAAGCUAUUUCGAUCUAAAGGAUCAGAUUAUGAGGCUGGCAUUAGUUGGACGAUGGUUUUUGCAAAGACUGUUGAGGCUGUUGAAGCUGCAGACUUUGCCACUUCUGCUGUAGAUUUCUUGCAUAGGGUUGAUUGCACAGCACGAGCUGGUCAAUAUGGACUUGUCCUUUACACUGAAUCCAAUUGGAAUCUUGUGGAUGCCAUCCAUAGAGCAGGAAAACUGGUUCAGCCAGUGGUAAUCCCCUAACCUUGCAUUUUUCUUUUACCUUAUUGACAGUUUGUAUCAUCCUAUUGCAGACCCUGUUUAAAGAAAACAACACCUAUGGUAAUUGGCCUUCAUCCUGACCAGGGACCACCACCCUCCUCCCUUUUCAAAAGAAUUGCACGAGUGCAUCUUACUUGUGCAUGUUGGGUUGUUCCACAUAUUUGUUUUUAGAUUGGUGAUUUACACCUUCAAGUGAUGCCUAAAAAAUAAAAUGUUCUUCAUUGA
This is a messenger RNA of Rubroshorea leprosula, 2025 nucleotides long. Lineage: Eukaryota; Viridiplantae; Streptophyta; Magnoliopsida; Malvales; Dipterocarpaceae. The record is from the annotation of a GenBank genome assembly.